Tachysurus fulvidraco (yellow catfish) is the source of this 6393-nucleotide messenger RNA. RefSeq names its product rho GTPase-activating protein SYDE1. NCBI's taxonomy places the organism in Eukaryota, Metazoa, Chordata, Actinopteri, Siluriformes, Bagridae. Gene Ontology annotation, biological process: signal transduction. The record is from RefSeq and is a predicted model, not a curated record. Bases 147 to 3059 code for a protein of 970 amino acids. The transcript has 8 exons.
AAUCUGUGGAAUUCAUUUCCUGUGAAAGCUGCUCAUAGCGGCGCAACGAUGCAGCCGCCGUGUCUGAGGAAGAACAUGCUGAGGGAAAUAUAACUGAAAAGCGUUUAUCAGUUGUUUUUGUAAUAUCAGUGUGACUAUCUGUGGGAAUGGCUGAGCCUUUACUGAAGAGGACCUUGUCCAAACUGAGGGGUAAAGACAGAUCCCGUCGUAAAACUGACCCCAGACUCAAUGAUGGACCGAGGAAGACGGAGCUCGUCCACAGCUCUUCGUCGUCCUCGGUGACGGAGAUAGAAGAGGAAUGCACCAGACACACACAAAUCACAGUGUCCAAAAAACUGAACUGGGCCAAACUCUCAUCCGUCUCUCGGGAUGUCGAGCAGCUCUCAAAACUGAGCUUGGCGUCUCAGGAAAGCUGCACAGGCAAAGCCCAGGCUUCCAAACAGGCCUCUUUCAGAGAGAAUGGGUUCGAUUGGAGAUGGAAAGAUCUACAUAAAGACGGAACCUACCCCAGAGCUUGCCAGAAAGCCGACACGGCCGACGGGGCAGAUACGGUUGACGCAGGACUUCCAGAGUUAGUAAUGCCUCCGGUCACUGAGUACUGCACCUCCUUGGGCAUGGGUAAGCACUCUGGGCAGGGAGUGUACCUCCAGCACCUGGAGAGGAGUAGCAGAGCUUGGGUGCUGUCUUCAGGAAAGACCCAGGCUCCAGAUGAAGCCUACACAGUCUGCCUCACAGAGCGAAAACACACGACUGUGAACGAGAGCAACAUUUGGUACAACCCAAUCCCAGAAGAAGAGGACGCUCGGGUCAGCGGAGUGAAGCUGAGGGAGAAAGAGAAGGAUGUGCUUGAAGAUCCUUGGAGAAGGAGAAACAUGGAGGAUGCACAAGAGGAUCAGAAAGAUGUUCUUCCACACUCUCACAUUCACCCUGAUGAUUAUUAUCCGGGUGGCAGCAGCGGAGGUGCCGGUGCUGUUAGUGAAAUUGCUAGUGGGGCUGCUAGCGGUUCAGGAGCACAAACGAAAAUCUCAGGAGGAACCACAAGCACCAGCAGCAUGAUGGAGAAGAUUAAAUCUCCCGGCACAGUACGGCGUCUCUCUAUGAAGAUGCGCAAGCUUCCAGAACUGCGGCGUAAGCUCAGCCUGCGCUCCUCACGUAACCAGCGACACCUUCAAGGACAAGGGGGUGGCAGUGAAGCACCAGGGGGUGCCGAAGAGGCCUCACCCCCCAACGUACGUAAAGAAUCCUCCAACAAUGUCAUCAGCAGGUACCAUCUAGACACCAGUGCUCCUGCGAGACCGACGCGUCGAUCGUCACGCAUGCGUUCUGCUAACAAAGGUGGAUAUCUUAGCGAUGGCGACUCCCCUGAGCUUUUGCCCAAACAGGAUUUGAUUCAAGGGUCUCAGGGAUCAGGGCAAGAAACACAGGAGUCUCCACAACCUCCUCCACACCGCGGGUGGCAGGAUGCGGUCGGGUCAUUCAGGCACUACUCGCUCUCGGAGCAGCCAAAAUGCGCCCAGAGAGUGUCAGGGCUCCUCACGGUUCAUCUGCUUGGUGUCUCUGAACUUGUGCGAUCUCGCACCGCUAAAGACAUCUUCUGUGCCAUCCAGGUGGACGGAGUGACGCGAGCUCGCACCGCUUUACUCAACUGCCAGGAGUCGUCACUCCCACUAAACCACACCUUCAAUCUGGAGCUGGAGAGAGCACGCAUGCUGAAGCUGAUUGUUCUCACACCAAAUGCUAACAAUGUGGAUCGGGCCACAGGCCCCGGUGGUCAAACACGCAACCGGGUAUGUUGCCUGGGCACUGUAGCAAUCCCUCCUCUGUUUAAAGCCUCUCGGACUCAGCAGCUGUGUGUGAAGCUGGAGCCGAGGGGUUUGCUGUAUGUGAAGCUGACUCUGUUGGAGCAGUGGGAGGCGCCACCACCGCGCCUCAGCGAGCUGCCUCCACCCUCCGUAUUCGGUGUGGAGCUGCGCCACCUGGUGGAGAAAGAGGCCUGCGUUUCCAAAGUGCCUCUCAUCAUUCAGAAAUGUGUGGCUGAGAUCGAAAAGCGGGGACUCAAGGUUGUGGGUUUGUAUCGUCUCUGUGGCUCUGCGGCUGUUAAGAAGGAGCUGCGGGAUGCGUUUGAGAAGGACAGCGCGAACAUCACUCUGGAUGAAGAGCUGUACCCUGACAUCAAUGUCAUUACAGGCAUUCUGAAGGAUUAUCUGCGUGAGCUGCCUUCACCGCUCAUCACACGGACUCUGUAUGAGGUAGUGCUGGAGGCCAUGUGUGUGAGACCAGCAUGCAGGAGCGACGACACACACAGAUCACACAACACCGUCACCCUACUGCAGUGUCUACCUGAACCAGAGAGGGCCACACUGUCUCUCCUGUUGGAUCAUCUUAGUCUGGUGGCUUCCUUCAGUGACUGUAAUCUGAUGACAUGCCAGAACCUUGCUGUGUGUUUCGGCCCUGUUCUGCUCACUCCAACACAGGACUCGUGGAAAGGAGCAGGACUGGGUGCUUUCCCAUCAGCUCCUGUGGGACAUGGACGAAGCUUAACACAGCAGAGCAUGGAAAUGGCCAGCGCCGUGGACUUCAAGCGGCACAUCGAAGCUCUGCAUUAUCUGCUGCAGCUCUGGCCAAUCCCAACAGGAAGAGUGAGCGAUCGGUCACCCUGCCGUUCAGAGGAUGAAGAGACUCCUCCUCUCUCUCAGAAGUCCCUACAGCUUCAUGGUCAGCGCCCGUUGUUACGCGUGGAGCUGCCGUUACCCCAGGAUGUAGCGGUCGUGUCACGUCGAGGGCGUGGCCGUCUGGAAAGCCCACCAUGUAACCGCUAUGCCGGUGACUGGAGCGUGUGUGGACGGGACUUUCUGACCAACAACGACGCUGAUUAUGACGAGGUGGCAGGCAGCGAGAGCGACGAGGACGAGGAGAAGAAAAAAGACUGGGUGUACACGGACGAUUUCGCGCUGGACUUUGAAGCGCCGUUUACAUGCAGACUGAGUCUGAAAGACUUUGAUAACCUAAUAUUAGAUCUGGAGCGUGAACUCGCCAAACAGAUCAACUUCUGCCUCUGAGCACGGCCUCUACCUAAACCCCGUAUCUGCAGUGCACUGAAGGCAAUCAGCAGGAAAUACACAAUUUAAAUGUCUUAUGAUUAGAGCCACAAUUAUUAGCUCAGAUUGUGUUCAUCAGCCAAGACAUGAUGCGCCUCUAAACUUGGAAUAUUAUUAUUAUUAUUAUUAUUAUUAUUAUUACUAUUGUGUUUGCUCUGAACCUACAAGGCUAAUGUAGUUAAGUAAUGGACGCUCCAGUUUAGUGCUGUGAAAAUCUGCAAAAAAAAGCCCUCACAUUGCAAUAAUUUCAGACCGUCAUGAUUAUACGUAUCAACUUUUUACUUUACAGCACACUUAUCUUUAGAAAAAUGACAACCUGACGGAGCUAAAAACAGUUGUAGCAGCUGCCAUCUUGUUUCAUCAGCAAAAUCAUCAGCCUCACUUCUUAGGUGUGCCACAAAAAAUGGGAGGCUUUACAAUGCUGACGGAUGAUUUGGAUGAUAAUACAGUUCACAUUUUAUUUCUUCUUUAAAAAUAUGCCAUUUUAUGAAAAUUAAUACCAUCGAAUAUUAUCCUGGAGGCUGUAAGUUUUCCCAGUUUAUUAGCCUUACUGUAGAUUCAGGAGUAAAACUGAAGAAGAGAGCUGCAGACACCUUCAUGUCUUGGCUGUUUGGUGAAAGGGAUUCAAGCCUGGAGGUUGUACAUAAUUACAUAAUUAGAGACCUGAUGCUAGAAAUAAGCACUGUAGAUACAGGCGUUCAUGUGGGCGCUAUAAUGAUGAAGGUCGACGACAAGCAGCUUCUUCUGCUUUAGUAAAGUGUGAAGUUAUAUUUAAUAGAAAGCCAGACAGGUGUGUGUUUGUGUGUGUGUGUGUGUGUGUGUGUGUGUGUGUGUGUGUGUGUGUGUGUAGGGCAAGUCAGAUCUUCAAAAGCACAGAGGUUAGUUUUCAUUCCUUAAUCAAACACAACACACAUGAUUCAUCUACGGACUGAGCAGUAAACAUUAGCUUAACGCAGCGCUUGCCAGAGAGCACAAAUCAUUAGCUCUGUUUAAGCUGGAACAAAUUGGAAGACCUGAGAGCAUCAUAACUGCAUUAUUAAUCGAAGAUAAUGUAGACGGUCGUAUCGUGUUCUCUUCAGGAGGCAGCUGCUUAGACAGGUGUCCAUUUGGAAAGCUCAUUAAUAAGGUUACUCGUCUUAAUCAGAUUUGUAGCGAUGAUCACAUUUGAGGUCUUAUCCAGAGUGACUUCCAUUUAUCUCAUUUAUACAGCUGAGCAGUUGAGGAUCAAGGGCCUUGCUCAAGGGCCCAGCAAUGGCAGCUUUAGUGAUCCUGGGAUUUGAACUCGUAACCUUUCGAUCGGUAGUCAGACAUCUUAACCUCAUUUAUCAGGAUAAGUGAAUUGUAUUAAACAGGAAUUAUGAGAAGCAAAAGAUUUAUUUCUAUAGUUAACAUGAGCAGAUUUGUGAGAUUGUCCGCAUAACUGUUCAUAAGUGUUAUAAUUAUACGUGAUUUAUUUCCCUUAGACUACAGUAAAUUGCCAUGUAUUUAAGGGGUUGUAUGUAACAAUUGCAUGUACUAUUAAUAUCAUCAAACAUCCAAGAGUCAAGUUCUUAUUAUCGCUUACAUAAUAGCAGCUGUAAACGGUCAUCCCUUCAUCAGCCCCUCUAUCUUUUUCUCUCUUGGAGUAAAUAAGACAAAAAUAAAUUCAGGUUCUCAUGUUACCAAAGAAACACGUUCAGAACACGAGCGUGUUAAUAUAAAAUGUAGUGUAAAGCCAAAACAUCGAACGUUAGAAGAGUAAAACUAGCUGCGCUCCCUGUGUGGUAGUGACGAAGUUCUCUCUGUCUGCCAUCAUUCAUACAGCCUAAUACCACGAAGAUGGUUGAAUUCUCUAAUCCGAUUAGUCAGGAGGUGUGGGUUAAUUUUGUACAACAGCGUGACUUGGACAGGAGUUCCAGCUGUGAAAUAAAAGAUAAGUUAAUAUCGGUUCACUCAUCUGAAUCUGCUAACUGCUUUCCUUCUACACAGCCCUGUAGGUGAUAACUUUCACCCUCCCUAGUUGCAGAUUUAGCUAGUGGGUAGGAACUGAAAGGAAAAAAAUCUCUGAGCGCUUUUGCAGCUGCCUCCUAAAGUAAAAAGUGAUCUGAGAGAUUUCUGUCAUCUCCACGAAUAAACGAAGUUUCACGUGGGCUCUGUUUCAGCAUUACAAAUUCUAAACAAUCUUUAAAAAAUGUACACUUCGUUACUGACUUAUUUGUGCUAUCUACAAAUUGUUAGGGCUAAAUCUGGACGUUCAAUCCCUGACUAUUGAUUUAAAGCAGCGGGAAAGCCAGUGCAGUGCCUAUUUAUGCAUGUCUCCUUUCCCCUGAAAUAAAUCCUCCUAUCCAGUGUGACCUGCCAGCGGCACUUGAGCCAAAUAUUGUGUAAAGUUUUCCACUGGGACAUUCUGUUACUGGUCCGGUGUUAAUGCUCGGGAUGCUUUACCCGUUCUGUUCCUGCGAUCAGAAAUAUUACGUUUUAUAAGCAUGCUGAUGUGUUUCCUGUGCCAAAUAGCCCUCACUGAUGCCUUAAUGAAAACACAAUCUUCUCUUUAACUUAAAUGAAGCCUAUUAGCCAACACAAAGACUUCUGAAUAUUUUGGUCUCUAGUGACGCCCCUAACCUUUCAGCUACCAGUGAGGUGUUUGGAUUCCUGUAAUAAUCAGUAUUAGCUGUUUUCAAAUAGAAUGAUUAUUUACUUAAUUUGCACAGUUCACUUUGAAGAAAGAAGAAAGAAUGAGCAAAAUAAGAAUCCACGUACGCAGGAUCAUUUAGUCUCAAGAACAAGCACAACGUGGAUCAGCUAAUCAGGAUGGACACACACUAUUUUUUAAAAACUUCCAGACCAAAGACACAUUUGAUGGUUGUUUUGCACUUCUGUAUUGCGCAUUUGGUUAUUUGACGUCGCUGCUUACUUGGUCGAGUGCAGUACACGGUGUUGCCGUUGCUGGUGUAGCACUGUUUCUUUAACAUUGGAGCACGGUACAUAUAUUUAUCUGACUGUGAUUUUAGUUAAUUAAAAAAAAAGAUUAUAAAAAAGAAAAAAAGGACAUAUGGAAUUGAAGGCCAUUAUCGAGCAGGGGUUUUGUUUAUCAUGCAAAAACGCUGUAAUCAUUUUUAUUCUAUUUGUUUGUACUGUACAGUAUUAUUUUGUAUUGCACAUUUACAGCAAGCACUUAUUUUUUUGUGUAUUAUGCCUCUGUGUACUAGUGUAAAAACUCUUAAAUUGGUACCUUUAAGUACCCUACAGUGUUAACCAAAUACAAGUAAAAGCACAGUAUUAUAAGUCAUAAUGAUUAAACCAGUAUUAUAUUCAA